Talaromyces rugulosus is the source of this 975-nucleotide messenger RNA. RefSeq lists its product as uncharacterized. NCBI's taxonomy places the organism in Eukaryota, Fungi, Ascomycota, Eurotiomycetes, Eurotiales, Trichocomaceae. Bases 1 to 975 code for a protein of 324 amino acids. The transcript is spliced from 6 exons. The record is from RefSeq and is a predicted model, not a curated record.
AUGGCCGACUCUGGUGAUGUCCAGUACCCUGCUGUUGCGAAACCUACUUCUGUCGCAGACAAUGUCGCCUCCGAAGCUUCCAAGACCAGUGCUGAGCUUCAGGGCUUGAAUGCCACCAAGGUCACCCCCAGCACCACUACCUCGACCGGCCAGCCCUUGACUCACUAUCAUUCACUGUUGUACAGCUUGUUGAGCUGGGAACGGCCACGCGCUACUGCUAUCUCUUUUGCCAGCGUUGUCACCUUUAUUCUUGCUGCUCGCUAUUUACCUCUUCUGCGAUGGGUUUUCAAAUUCCUUUACGUCACCCUUGGAUUCACCGCCGCUGCUGAAGGAGCCGGCAAGCUUGUUCUCAACAAGGGCCUUGCGAGCUCUUUCCGUCCCCGUAAAUACUACACCCUGCCGAAGGAAACCGUCGAGGGAAUCCUGGAAGACCUAGGCCAACUGUCCGACUUCUUCCUGAUUGAGUUCCAACGCAUUCUGUUCGCCGAGAAUGUCGUUUACACUGCCGCCGCUUUCAUCGCCGCUUUCCUGUCGUACUGGCUCAUCAAAAUUGUUCCUCUUUGGGGUCUGUCUUUGAUCGCCGUCAGCGUCGCCUAUCUCGGCCCUCUGAUCUACAUCAGCAACCGCGAGAUCAUCGAUGAGCAAAUCGCCGAGGUUCAGAAGCUUAUCAACGCUCAAGCAAACCAAGCCAAGGAGCUUGCCAACCAGCACACCUCACGCGCCACCGGCUUGGUGAAGCAAUAUGCCAACGAAUACAGCAGCAAGGCUCAGGACUACAUCGGCAGCCGCCACGCUGCCGCUCCUGUAGCUACCAAAGUCCCAGCUGCCAACCCCGAGCCCGUGAGCCCUCCCAAGUUCGAGACCACCGACUUCCCCGAGGCUCCCAAGACUGAGCCGGUUGCUGCUGCUGCUACUCCCGAGACCGAAUCUGCUGCGUCCACGGAGAGCCAGCAAGAGCCUCUUUUGGCUCUGUAA